GACCGGUUGACGAUGUGAGAGAACAAGUUGCAUUGUUUUAUGUAUAUUUUUCUGCACUCACUGCAUGUAUUGGGGUAUUAUUUAUUACAAGACCAGAUCACCAGGUAACUGAUGCCUCCCAUAGAAGGCCAGCCCCCAGGGCCUGGGGGUGCAGGUGCUCUGGCCCAGCCUGGACCUGGAACCAUCCCCCUGGCUACCCUCAUUGACUUUAUUCUACAGAGAACAUAUCAUGAACUCUCUGUGCUCUCGGAACUGCUUCCAAGAAAAACUGAUAUGGAAAGGAAAAUUGAAAUAGUUCAAUUUGCGAGUAGAACCAGGCAGUUAUUUGUGCGCCUCUUAGCCCUGGUGAAGUGGGCCAACAGCGCCAGCAAAGUGGAUAAAUGUGCUGCGAUCUCCUCCUUCCUGGACAAGCAAGCCAUGUUGUUUGUGGACACAGCCGAUAUGCUGGCUAAGGUGGCCCACGAGACCAGGAUGUCUGCCAGGUUGCCAGCUUUCUCCAUCCCCUGUGCCAUAGAUGUGCUCACCACAGGUACAUAUCCCAGACUGCCGACCUGUGUUAAGGAGCGUAUUGUGCCAGCUGACCCUAUCUCCCCCAUAGAGAAAAGAGAGACAUUACAGAGAUUGAACCAGAUCAUAGAGUACAGGCUGGUCACCAGUGACCUCCCACCACAGAUGAAGAAACUCAAAAUUGCUAAUGGCAGAGUGAAGUUUCUGGUGGAACAUGAGUUUGAGAUCACCCUAACCCUGAUGGGAGAUGGGCCGUCCAUACCCUGGCGACUGCUGGAUAUUGAUAUACUGGUGGAGGACCAUGAGACAGGAGAUGGGAAGGCGUUGGUACACACUCUCCAAGUAAACUACAUCCACCAGUUGGUCCAGUCCAGACUACUGGACAAUGACAGGCCAUUACAUGACCUCUACAACUGUCUGCAUUCUUUCAGCCAGUCAUUACAGCUGGAGGUGCUGCACUCACAGGCUGAGAGGCUGAGGAGUCAGAGACUGGGAGAUCACAUCCGUGUGGAGGAGUACACUGCAGGGAGAAGUCUGGUCGUCUCCUACUGGAGACUUCAGGUUAAGAGAGACACAAAGCCUGCAGACCAACCACCUGUGUAUAAGCUGAGUAUCCAUGUGGAUGAGGCAGACCCAGGUAAACCUCUCCAGGUGACUCACACACCUGAGAUCCAAGGCAAGGAGAGUUACCGCGUGGCCCAGGCCAUUAAGAGUGAUCAUCUUUCCAUAGAAAAACUACUUAUCCAAACUAUUCAGGUUAGAAGCCAGGCUAGACUGAGAGAACUAGAAAAGGAUGUCAAGAAAUUUGCUGGAGGCCCUUGUGAAAUCAAAGGUGUUCCCCCCACUCUCCUGGUGCCUGUGCUGUUUCCUUGCAUGGAUUCCGAGAAAAUGUUGAUAUCAGUGGACAUACAGCGGGGACUCUUCCUGACCAGCAUGCCUCAGUAUGGUGCCAAAUGCAAGGUAGCAGACGACAUAGAGGAGAGUCUGAACUCUGGCGGCAGGGAGCUGGCCAGGCUGAUGACUGAACUGAGGAUCUGGCUAGGAAUACAGAGGUGUGAGAAGUCCAUCCAGCACCUGCCUGCUGCCGCCUACAGCUUCAUCCCUCUAACACAGUACGCAGGGCACCCAAUAGAAAACCUGGGGCCCUGGAAGCUGUAUAUUAAGUUAUUAAAGCAGGCAAACUUCUAUGUGGUAGUGGACAUCCAGGCUAAAGGUAUCAAAGCUAUAGAGUACAACUACUACCUGCUACAGGUAGAGCCAUGUACCUUUGAGAAGGCAGAGAAUGAGAUUAUGGAUGACAUCCCCACUGCCUACCUGAGACCUAAAGUGAUCACCAAGUUUGACACGUAUGCCAUCACACAUGGACCCCUGGCUAAGAUACACGAUGCUGAGGUUGAUGAAAAUGAAGAAGAGUCCCUGGAAAGGAAGAGAAAGAUCCUGCAGGGGGAUGUGGAUGGUCCCCCCAGGAAGCAGGCCAGGGUAGCAGCUUACUUUGUGUCAGAGCUGGUCCACAUCUUGGCCGCCACUGAGGACAGGAUACCCUUUGUAAAUCUGGGACAAGAGCUCCAGAAUCGUGGCAUAGGGCACCAAGGUGUCCAGGUGGACGGCAACGGCUCCUGCUAUGCUCUCACUGUGGUGGACAUCCCAUGCAGCGCAGACACAGAGGCGCUGAAGCAGGACCUGUUGUCAUGUACAUUUAGGGUCCAAGGCAAGACUCGCAGCUGGCACACUGAGCUUGUGUUUACCAACUGCCCUGUCAUGAGUACAAGUCCCAAGGAAAAAAGUAUCAUCCACCGUGUGGUGUGUAUGUAUGAGUUAAGUCAUGAUGGAGAUGCCAGUAAACUGGUACAAGACUUCAUGGAUGACUGGGCCACACUGGGACAUCUCUACAAGGCCGUGCUGGACUUCUCCAUUCAGUAUAAAAAUCCCAGCACCCAUCUACACAACAUGGUGGAGAUAAAGAGUUACUCCUACAAGCGUCUGGUGCUGGGGUAUGGCCCCAGUAAACUGUGCAGUGUGAACAUCCAGUGGAGCCGAGAUAGGACCCAGUUUGUGUUGGCGUUUGGUACCUGUGGCCCCAGCAACACGGCUAACCCGCACACCUUGGUGGCUACACAGCUUCAGGCUGAGUUCAACAAACACAAGUCUAUUGCUACAUUGGCUCAGACUCUGCAUGAAACAUGGAUGCCCAUGGCAGCCAUCUGCAAACUCCACACCACACCCUUCAUGGCACAGGCUCCAAAAGCUCAAGCUGCCAGUGUUCCUCAGCCCAAUCCACUGUUCUCAGUGAUUCCUCAGUCUUCAACACACAUCAGAAUAGGCUACAGGAAUACGUAUCCUUGGUGGUGUAUGAGAGAGAGUGCCAAGUGCAAGGUAGCAGACGACAUAGAGGAGAGUCUGAACUCUGGCGGCAGGGAGCUGGCCAGGCUGAUGACUGAACUGAGGAUCUGGCUAGGAAUACAGAGGUGUGAGAAGUCCAUCCAGCACCUGCCUGCUGCCGCCUACAGUUUCAUCCCUCUAACACAGUAUGCAGGGCACCCAAUAGAAAACCUGGGGCCCUGGAAGCUGUAUAUUAAGUUAUUAAAGCAGGCAAACUUCUAUGUGGUAGUGGACAUCCAGGCUAAAGGUAUCAAAGCUAUAGAAUACAACUACUACCUGCUACAGGUAGAGCCAUGUACCUUUGAGAAGGCAGAGAAUGAGAUUAUGGAUGACAUCCCCACUGCCUACCUGAGACCUAAAGUGAUCACCAAGUUUGACACGUACGCCAUCACACAUGGACCCCUGGCUAAGAUACACGAUGCUGAGGUUGAUGAAAAUGAAGAAGAGUCCCUGGAAAGGAAGAGAAAGAUCCUGCAGGGGGAUGUGGAUGGUCCCCCCAGGAAGCAGGCCAGGGUAGCAGCUUACUUUGUGUCAGAGCUGGUCCACAUCUUGGCCGCCACUGAGGACAGGAUACCCUUUGUAAAUCUGGGACAAGAGCUCCAGAAUCGUGGCAUAGGGCACCAAGGUGUCCAGGUGGACGGCAAUGGCUCCUGCUAUGCUCUCACUGUGGUGGACAUCCCAUGCAGCGCAGACACAGAGGCGCUGAAGCAGGACCUGUUGUCUUGUACAUUUAGGGUCCAAGGCAAGACUCGCAGCUGGCACACUGAGCUUGUGUUUACCAACUGCCCUGUCAUGAGUACAAGUCCCAAGGAAAAAAGUAUCAUCCACCGUGUGGUGUGUAUGUAUGAGUUAAGUCAUGAUGGAGAUGCCAGUAAACUGGUACAAGACUUCAUGGAUGACUGGGCCACACUGGGACAUCUCUACAAGGCCGUGCUGGACUUCUCCAUUCAGUAUAAAAAUCCCAGCACCCACCUCCACAAUAUGGUGGAGAUAAAGAAUUACUCCUACAAGCGUCUGGUGCUGGGGUAUGGCCCCAGUAAACUCUGCAGUGUGAACAUCCAGUGGAGCCGAGAUAGGACCCAGUUUGUGUUGGCGUUUGGUACCUGUGGCCCCAGCAACACGGCUAACCCGCACACCUUGGUGGCUACACAGCUUCAGGCUGAGUUCAACAAACACAAGUCUAUUGCUACAUUGGCUCAGACUCUGCAUGAAACAUGGAUGCCCAUGGCAGCCAUCUGCAAACUCCACACCACACCCUUCAUGGCACAGGCUCCAAAAGCUCAAGCUGCCAGUGUUCCUCAGCCCAAUCCACUGUUCUCAGUGAUUCCUCAGUCUUCAACACACAUCAGAAUAGGCUACAGGAAUACUUAUUGUCUAGAUAUCCACCUGAGGAGUAACAAGAUGGUAUCGGUGAGAGACGGUGCCUACAGCUGGUUUGAUACCAGUAAGGUCGUGGAGGGCUUCACACCAACUCCUGGAUUAAAGACAUUCCUCAACCACUUUGUUGAAGAGGGCGUUCCAUCAGGUAUGUCCCGCAGAAGGUCCACCACGGAGGACGACAACCCACCAUCGCCUGUUGGCAUGGACUCCAUGGAGACAUUCAUGAACCAGCCCCAGCAGAUAGGAUCUCCCGUCAAGAAACAAGAUGGCGGCAGUGGAGGGGGGUUGAGGUUUCCAGGACCCAUGACACCCCCGUCCAACCCCCACACCCCCGCGUCUCCUAGUGGGGCAAGGCUGGGGCAGUCUGGGUACAGUGCCUCUCCAGCCGCAGCGUUCCCACUGGCAUCGCCACCCUCCCUACAGAUGGGGACACCGUCGCCUGGCAACGUGCUCGGCGUGUCCUCUCCUGGCAACCCUCAGCUGCAUGUGCCAUCUCCAGGUUCAUUUGUUCCAGCCCCUUCUCCAUCUUCCCUGGGGAUCCAUAUGCCGUCUCCCGCCACAGCUUUCAUCAGCCCUCAAGACUGUGGCCUCAGUUAUUGUCUAGAUAUCCACCUGAGGAGUAACAAGAUGGUAUCGGUGAGAGACGGUGCCUACAGCUGGUUUGAUACCAGUAAGGUCGUGGAGGGCUUCACACCAACUCCUGGAUUAAAGACAUUCCUCAACCACUUUGUUGAAGAGGGCGUUCCAUCAGGUAUGUCCCGCAGAAGGUCCACCACGGAGGACGACAACCCACCAUCGCCUGUUGGCAUGGACUCCAUGGAGACAUUCAUGAACCAGCCCCAGCAGAUAGGAUCUCCCGUCAAGAAACAAGAUGGCGGCAGUGGAGGGGGGUUGAGGUUUCCAGGACCCAUGACACCCCCGUCCAACCCCCACACCCCCGCGUCUCCUAGUGGGGCAAGGCUGGGGCAGUCUGGGUACAGUGCCUCUCCAGCCGCAGCGUUCCCACUGGCAUCGCCACCCUCCCUACAGAUGGGGACACCGUCGCCUGGCAACGUGCUCGGCGUGUCCUCUCCUGGCAACCCUCAGCUGCAUGUGCCAUCUCCAGGUUCAUUUGUUCCAGCCCCUUCUCCAUCUUCCCUGGGGAUCCAUAUGCCGUCUCCCGCCACAGCUUUCAUCAGCCCUCAAGGCAUGCUGGAAGGUGGCUCCCCCUACCAUGGCGGUGGCUUGGUCACUCCGUCCCCUGGUCCACGGAACUGGCCAGGCUCUCCCUCGCCAGCGUCCAGGCAUGGGACGGCUCAUUCCCCUGGGGCUGGCCACCAGGCUUUGCACUCGCCUCCUAACAGGGACCUGGUGAUGAGUCCACCGUCAAGGAUGUUACCCCAGAGGUCCUGGGCCGCCUCCAUACCCACCCUGUUGACCCAUGAGGCCUUGAACAAACUGCUGACCCCAACGUCCACUCCUGGUCAAGGUCCUGGGCUGGGCUUCCUCCCCUGCUGUCCACUGCAGAGAUUCCUGGGCUGUGUGUUUCUGAAGAGAAGUCUGCAGAGAAUUGUUCAGACUGAUGACGCUCUGCAGCACAUUCCCCCCACUGAGCCUGGAGUGGUUAUGUUUAAGAGUGACAGCAUGCAGUUCAGGGUGGCACUAAACCCAAACACACAGCAGGUGCUCCAGAUGAAGAUCACGCCUUCUAUAGACCAGUGGAGUCAUGAUGAGCUGCAGGUGCUGGAGAGGUUCUUUGAAGUACGUGUCACAUGUCCUCCAUACAAACUGUAUGCUGUCACCGCCUUCACUAAACUGCUGGCUGCUCCACCAAGAAUACUCAAAGACUGUGUACAACUCAUGAGACUGGAACUGAUGCCAGACCGUAGUUUCAAGUGGGGUGUCCACUGGUGUUUGACCAGUGCGGCCAGUUCAUCCCCAAUUGUGGCUGGGGCACCUGCUGUCCUCAUCAAGGGAAACAAGAUGUUGUUCAUGAUCCAGUUGACGCGUAUGUCUGCCCCGCCCACCCCCGGGGGUAGUGACCAGCAGAGUAUCGUGAUUCCUAUCUUGUAUGACAUCAACACUAACAUCACCAGUAUGGUGGACCAGUCCAGGAACCAGCCCCAGGGGUCCAGCCCCCAGGCCAUGGCCGUCAUGAACAUGCUGAAACGUUUCACAGAAUAUCAUGCUAACUCUGCCGAGUGCUCCAUAUUCCCUGCUGUUAGGGAACUGAUGGCUAACUUGAUACUGCCGGUUUAAACAGACACUGCUUCGAUAACUUAUUAUUAAAACAAGGAGACAGUAAAUCCUCCUAGGACUGACAGAGAGAGGUCCAUUGACUGCUAUGUGCAGUUGAAGUGACUUUGAAAGAACUGGUUUUUGUCACAGUUAUCAAUAAAGUCACAUAACACAUUUUACUAGUCAGCAAUUCUGAUCUUCAUACGUGUCACAUUCACAGAUCCUGUAUGUAUGUAAUCGCUAGUUACAAAACACUUAUGCCUAAUGCAUUGUUUACAGUACUGUUUUAUAAUAAAUUCAUAUAUAAGUGCAUCA
Messenger RNA from Lingula anatina, 6798 nucleotides. RefSeq names its product mediator of RNA polymerase II transcription subunit 14. NCBI's taxonomy places the organism in Eukaryota, Metazoa, Brachiopoda, Lingulata, Lingulida, Lingulidae. Gene Ontology annotation, cellular component: mediator complex; core mediator complex. Gene Ontology annotation, molecular function: transcription coregulator activity. The record is from RefSeq and is a predicted model, not a curated record. Gene Ontology annotation, biological process: regulation of transcription by RNA polymerase II.